UGUGUGUGUGUGUGUGUGUGCACGCAUGACAACACAGUGUGACGUAUAAAAUCAUAGGUGAUCUUUGUGUGUGUGUGUGUGUGUGUGUGUGUGUGUGUGUGUGAUUUGGAUUCACUCCUGCUCAUACAACCGCUGCGGUCGGGACGCAGAUCUUCCUGCUGCGGCGGGGGAACACUGUGCAGGCGCUGUUGAAGGGAACCAGUCGCGGCUGCGCGCAUCAUCCAGCUCGGACCGCAUUUGUCCGACAUGAUGGCCAACAGCCGGCACAGGAGCCGUGCGCCCCGGUCAGAUGAUGGAGAGGACAAAGAGUACGUCGGUUUUGCGACGCUGCCCAACCAGGUGCACAGGAAGUCCGUGAAGAAAGGAUUUGACUUCACCCUCAUGGUGGCAGGUGAGUCGGGUCUGGGUAAAUCCACCCUGGUGAACAGCCUGUUCCUCACUGAUCUGCACAAAGACAGAAAAUUGCUCAACGCUGAGGGUGAGUCACUGGCCAAUCAGACGCCUCCGCCCCUGCGGACUGAAGACUCCCGCACAGCGGACGGACUCUGGGUAAAUGUUUCUGUGUGUGUUGCCGUUUCAGAGCGCAUCAGUCAGACGGUUGAGAUCACAAAGCACACGGUGGACAUUGAGGAGAAGGGCGUGAAACUGAAACUGACUAUCGUGGACACCCCAGGUUUUGGAGACGCUGUCAACAACACAGAGUGCUGGAGGCCCGUCACAGACUACAUCCACCAGCAGUUUGAACAAUACUUCAGGGACGAGAGCGGCCUCAACAGGAAAAACAUCCAAGACAACAGGGUGCACUGCUGCCUCUAUUUCAUACCACCGUUUGGACACGGGCUCCGUCCGGUGGAUGUAGAGUUCAUGAAGGCCCUGCAGGACAAGGUUAAUGUGGUUCCUCUCAUCGCGAAGGCGGACUGUCUCACUCCCAGUGAAAUAAAAAAACUCAAAGAGCAGCUGAGAGAGGAAAUAGAUAAAUAUGGGAUAAAGAUCUACCAGUUCCUCGACUGCGACUCUGAUGAAGAUGAGGAGUUCAAGCAGCAGGAUAAAGAGCUGAAGGAGAGCACUCCGUUCGCUGUGAUCGGCAGCAACACCGUGGUCGAGGCCCGAGGUCAGAGAGUGAGAGGGAGGCUCUACCCCUGGGGCAUUGUGGAGGUGGAGAACCCGUCCCACUGCGACUUUGUGAAGCUGAGGACCAUGCUGAUCAGAACCCACAUGCACGACCUGAAGGACAUCACCGGUGACUGCCACUACGAAAACUACCGAGCUCAGUGCAUCCAGACUAUGACCAGUAAGAUGAAUGCAGACGAGCGAGUGGAGAGUCCCGUCCCGAUCAUGCCGCUGUCCACACCGGAUGUGGAGACAGGGAAACUCAUCAAAAAGAAAGAUGACGAACUGAGGAGGAUGCAGCAGAUGCUUCAGAAGAUGCAGCAGCAAAUGCACGAGCAGGACCUGUGACCCCUGACCUCUUAUACUGUAGGAAAAACCGAAAGAGGAUCAAACACAGCAAAGAUUUAAACCCACGCUAUGUUGCCGUCUCUUCAGGGGACGAGAUGACGGAAUAUUUUGAUGGUUACAUUCAAAUAAUUUCUGCUUUUCAAAAACACUGGUCACAAAGAGACUGUAGAUGAAUGACGGCAUGCCCGGAGAUGUAUUUUUGAGUUCAUUUGAGUCUUUUAGCAUGACGCAACCUUAGAGAUUAGUUAGAAAUUAUUAUUUUGAAUGCAGUCUUUAGCCAAGUGAGUCGAGUUAGGCAAUAGAGAGUUGAUUGCACUUCAUUACCUUUAGAUCACAGUCGAUUCCUCCUAAUACUGUAUAAAAUCUUCAACCAUGAACCUGAGGGGAUCAAACUGUGUUGCAGUGUACAAUCAGAACUGUGAACUUCAAAGAAGGACAAUGAAUGUGAAAACAAUCCCACACACAAGACACUGAUUCCAUUCGGAGAACAUAUUCGUCGAGUUUUUGUGUGCAAAAGAUACAGAAUCAUUAUUUCUUCAUUAUAUCAUAUUGAUUUCAAACUGGGGAUUUAAAAAUCAUCACAGACUCCUGGUACAGAUGCUAUUGCAAUGUUUAACACUGGCCAGCUAUGCUUUCAGAAAAAGUCACCUUUGAAGUACAGUAAAAUUCCCAAAAUUGAUUGGCUGUAUAAUAAAUCGUACUACCAAUAAUAACUUUAUAAAGCACUUUUUCCAAACAGUGUUCUUUACAUUGAAUGCUUGUUUUUAUGUAAAAGCGUAUUUCUGUGCUAAUAAGUAAAUAUGUGGUUCGGCUUAACCGACGUUGAUGGUUCUGUAUUGUUAAAUGUUUAAAUGACAUGAUUGUCCUCAAUAAUGUAUUUGUACUGAUACUGAUUUUUUUUAAACUACACUUUAAUACUAUUUUCAGUAGGACUUGAAGGUUGUCUCAGUGCCAAUGCAAUUAAAUGCAAGACAACUAAAUCAGCAGAAAACUUCCUUCAUAGUCACCUGUUUUAAGAAGUAUGGUGUGUGUGUGUGUGUGUGUGUGUGUGUGUGUGUGUGCGUGCGGCUUGUAGAGGAGGGAAGGAGGUACAGUAGCAUAGCAUUCCUCCCUACAAUGCAAACAAAAUUAUGUUGAUAAAUUAAACGCUACAUUGAAAAUUUA
Scophthalmus maximus (turbot) is the source of this 2622-nucleotide messenger RNA. It is a transcript of the gene sept5b, whose product is annotated as septin 5b. Gene Ontology annotation, molecular function: GTP binding; GTPase activity; molecular adaptor activity. The transcript has 11 exons. Bases 247 to 1458 code for a protein of 403 amino acids. Gene Ontology annotation, cellular component: septin ring; microtubule cytoskeleton; synaptic vesicle. NCBI's taxonomy places the organism in Eukaryota, Metazoa, Chordata, Actinopteri, Pleuronectiformes, Scophthalmidae. Gene Ontology annotation, biological process: regulation of exocytosis; cytoskeleton-dependent cytokinesis. The record is from RefSeq and is a predicted model, not a curated record.